AUGGCCAAAAUUUACAAAGAUACGAGAGUCGACCUUCGGCCCUUUUCGCCGGCCACGGUUGCCACCAUUAACGUCUCGCCCCAACAGAGCGCGCUCCGUCGCCCGCGCUUCUCAAUCUCCUCUGGCUCUGCCUCCGACCCUGAACCCCCGAUCGCUAAGGAUGAAGACGAAUUCGCCAGACGGUAUCUUGCCACACAGGGCGCGGUAUACUUUCGCAAACGCAGAACCUAUCCGAGGACGUUCCUGUGGAGGGUCAUUAAUGACAACAAGGUGUUGGAGAUUCAAUGCGCGGACUUGACGAAGGGUGGCUUGGAACACUUCGAAUACAAUGUCACUCUCCGGCUCAAUUUCAACGAGCAGAUCAUCCCUUCUGGCGUUGCAUUGGCCGACCGCGAGGAUCAUGAGAUUCUCACCGUGUUCGUGAUCACCGCCUCUAAGCAGCUUCACACUCUGGCGCUUCGCCCUGAAUUCUUCCGCAGACCGGAGUCAAUCGACGAGAACGUGUCCGACUGGUGCAAGUCGUGUGUCCCUGCGCCUUUGUCUUUCUCUUAUCCUCACCGACUACACGCGAGCAGCCCGCUGGAACUGUUCAUCUCUCUCGACAGUGGCGCCCUUCUGCGCUUGACACGGAGGGCCGGUGAUGAUGGUUCGCACUGGACUCCUCUUACCUUUGACGAACGGACAUGGGGCGCUUCUAUCCGCGGCCUUGUCAAAUGGAACGCACCCUCCUCCCUCAAACACAAUGGACGCAGCCUUGACCCGAAUGUCGCCAAUGCUAUCGCUACCACCUCCGAUGAGACGUACGUUUUCGCGAUCUGCUUGAACCAUACCUUGAAAAUUUGGAAUCUAGCGUCGAACAAACUGGCUGGGACAAAGGAUCUUCUGGACCGCCCAAUGGACUCUGAUACUGUACCGUACACCUUGAACCCGGCAGAGACCUCGUUUAUUCGGGUGUUCAACGCGGAGCGAGCAUUGGAUGGGAGCCAUCGUUUCUACGUCGUCACAUACUCCCCGCUCGAGGAUGGACGCUUCAAGUUCUGGGCUGUCAAGGGAGGACUGACAUCCGAUCUCGUCAUUGAAGACCUCUUUGCGGAUGCUGUGUUCCGGCCGGAGGACCCAGAUACCACAGGGAACAUGUUCUGGAGCAUCGCCGAUUUCCAGGUCAAGUCUGUGGAGGAAGGAAAGGGCAUGGAGUUGUGGGUGCUGUGGAGAAACCAUGGUCUCUAUCAACUUUACACCCUUCAUUUUGAUUUACAGACCCUGGUAACCGACUGGGAGACCAAUUGGGUGUCGACGACAUUCGAAACACAUCGACAAGAGCCUUUACCUACACCGACACUAGAUGAUGUGGCGGACCCGACCGAGAGGUGGCUUGCCUACCUUUUGCAUCCCAAUAGGUACCUGCCCGAGGUUCUUGAGACCGCACUGGCGGUCUACCAGGAGGCCCUCAAGCCCUUGUCUGCAGCCUCAUCUGGUGUAUUGAAGAGAGACGUGCCACUUCCUGAGAGGCUUUGCUCGACUAUCGCAGCGACUGUCUCUCUGCGCAAAUACGCCGAUGAUGAGAUGGACUACACUCGGUAUCGAAUGGAUACAGAUGCGAAGUGGCGUCAGUUCUGGCAAGUUGCGGAUGACCUCAACAAGCGUCGAUUCGAACCUAUCUCUCUCGCCUACGAUUCAUACUUUGAGAUGCCAUGGCUGCUACUUUCGGACUCUUGUGCCGUGAUUCGGGAAUGCAACACUGCCGAGUUGCUCUUGAACAACCCUCCUUCAGAAUUCCGCGAUGAUGUUCCCAAGAUCGUGGACCGCUGGAGGCACCGCAACCUGAGUUCUGAACUUGGUAACUUGUUCGAAGAGGCCUCUUCGUUGAUGAAGGUUGCUUCCGAUUUCCGCAAGAGGUUCUCUGCUCAACUCGACGCCGCAUGUCGUGCUGCUCUUGAGGCUGAGAUCUUCAGUGAGCCAUUUUCAUCGAUCACUGACCGCAUGGAUGUUUUCCGGGAGCGCUGCGAGUUUGACCAGAUUACGAACAAGUCUUUUGACAGCCUCGUCGCGGCCUUGAAUGACUAUUUCGAGGCCGAGAACUUGUCCAGUGAUGCCUUUUACGCCAUUAUUAACACCGCCCCUCUUGGAUUCAACGGUAAAGAUUCGGAACUUCGCUCGACUUGCUUCGGUUCACGAGUUAUUGUCAGUGGUGCGCUUGAGAGUAUUCUACUCACGCGCAAGAUGCUCUAUGACCUGUUAAUCCUGGUUGUCUUUGUGGAUGGCGAGAUUGAGCAAGGAGAACGUUCCAACUUCGAUGCUCCCGAUCUCUUCUCCACGCUAAUCGACCUUCUCCGUGAAUAUGAAAUGAUGUACUGGCUGAGCUCAAAUGUCCGGAAAUGCCCUGAUCGGUCUGCCAGCACUGGUAGGGAUUCGACCCAGGCAUUCUCACUGAAGGGCAACAAGUCUCAAGACAAGCACCAGAGGAGUGCGACUAUCCUCGAGGAUCUGUUCGUUUCGGAUAUCAAGCCCCGGCCACCCAUUAAUCUGCCGCAAAGCUACACAUUAACCCUGGGGAUCAGGGAUGUCUUGGCUUGGAUCACCAGGCAAGGCGAAGUGGCGUAUCCCAACGCUCUCACCUACAUCCAGUGUGACCUUAUCGCCAAGAAUAACAUUGACCUCGCCUGGGAUUUCCUCCGUUUUCAAGCAAGCACACCCUGGGCAACUUAUGUCAAGGGUCGCCUGCAUGUGGCCAUGGCCGAGUUUGACACUGCAGCCAUCUACUUCCGGAAGGCAGCAUACCUCCUUUCUAGCGGGAAAGCCCUGGGCAACCUCCACGAGAUGUCUUCGACACUUCUGGACCUUGUUUCUGUGAAGUCCUUCCAUGACGGGAUUCCGAAGUAUUACCAGCAUAUCCUUUCAGUGUUCGAAAAAGUGCGCUCCUUCUCGCAUGUCGCGGAUUUUGCCAGCCUGGCGCUGCAGGCCCUCGACUCCGAAGUUUGGGCUGAACAAGCUGCGGAAUACACAAGCAUGCGGACCGACUUGCUCUCGCGGCUCUUCCAUGCAUCUCUGAAGACCUGCCAAUUCGAUCAAGCAUAUUCCGCCCUGUCCCGUUACCAGGAUCUUGCGUUACAGAGAUCUGCACUCAGCUCCCUCGUUUCCACCAUCCUGAUCGUUUCCGGACCAGGACCUGCCGGUCUCAAGCAGAUCCUCCGCUUUCCCACCUCGCUCGUCCCCAACAUCGCCUCUUACAUCGACGAAAUCCUCGUCUCCCUCGCGCGGAAACAGGGCACCUUCUCUUCAUGGCUGGACAUCGACAACAACGAGGCCAACAUCUCCCCCGACUACCAUCGUAUCCUGCAAGCAUACCGCAUCGCACGCGGCGACUUCCGCGGCGCCGCCGAAAUCGCCUACCGAAACGUCCAGCGUCUACGCCAAGCACGAGACGCCCCGUCCUCCGCUGUCGCCCUCAAAUCAAAGAAGGAAAGUGAAGAAACGGGCGUGCCAGAAGAUGACAGCGAGAGCAAGGAAAUCCGCCACGAGCUCCUUUCGCUGAUCAACCUUCUCGGCUCCGUCGACAAGAGCGAAGCCUACAUCCUCGUCGAAACCGGGCCCCUCACCUCCUCCCAAUGCCAAGAAAAGCGUCGUGGCUCCACAGACAACGACGGUAAUGUCUUCAUGGAAGACGCAGAGGGCUCAACAACACCAUUCAACGCCCACCGCCGCUCCUCCAGCGCCGCAUCCUUCGCAUCCGGCCGUCGAGGAAGCCGCUCUUCCAUUGGCGGCCUCAGCGUCUCGUCCAAGGCACCUAUCGAGCCGCUCCAGGAGCGCGUCAUCGUUACCCUUGAGCAUCUGCGCCGCGAGUAUCAGUCUGAACUUGACCGUGUUAGUCGUAUUGAGCGUGGCGAUUGGGAGUUUGGUCUUCUGGAUGAUGAGGACGAGGACAAUAACGAUGAUACGAUGGUUUUGUCGUAG
This is a messenger RNA of Penicillium cinerascens, 3951 nucleotides long. RefSeq names its product nucleoporin Nup120/160. The coding region runs from base 1 to 3951 and encodes 1316 amino acids. The record is from RefSeq and is a predicted model, not a curated record. Gene Ontology annotation, cellular component: nuclear pore. The transcript is spliced from 3 exons. NCBI's taxonomy places the organism in Eukaryota, Fungi, Ascomycota, Eurotiomycetes, Eurotiales, Aspergillaceae. Gene Ontology annotation, molecular function: structural constituent of nuclear pore.